Molecule: messenger RNA, 1398 nt
Organism: Hippocampus comes (tiger tail seahorse)
Lineage: Eukaryota; Metazoa; Chordata; Actinopteri; Syngnathiformes; Syngnathidae
Product: multicilin-like
Exons: 7
Coding region: 308-1384 (358 amino acids)
Biological process (GO): negative regulation of cell cycle; negative regulation of DNA replication
Cellular component (GO): nucleus
Source: RefSeq, a predicted model, not a curated record
GGAAAUGGCCGUAAACGCACGUUUUUGUAUCUUGACAACGGUCUGAUGGAUACUGAAGUGCAAACCAAAGGCGUUGCGUUUUAUUUUGACUCAAGUGGAGUGCAGGUGGGCCGCCCUGACUGAGCCGCUGCAAAGGCGCCCUUUGCGCGCGCUCCUGCACUUCCCCACUCCAACCCAGAAAGACCGUUAGUCCCCCUCCAGCUCAAUCUCCGAGGACGCCUUCAGUCCCUGGAGACGACCUUAAUACGUCCAUUUGAUUGGGCCGCAACGUGAAUCCGCGCCAAGAACCGGGAGAAUGUGGCCUUAAAUGACCCGAGGAAUCGCGCAAACAGAAAAUGGAGAGAUGAAGAUGCACGGUGAGAGAAGCGUGUUUGCUGACGCGUUUCACAGGGGAGGGAGGAUCCCACGUCACGUUGACAAGUUGCUGCAGGAUAAGGUGCCCAGAAGCAGCAGUCCGGUCACUGUUUAUGUGGAGCUGCCCUGCAAUAUUGAGCAAGCCUUUCCAACAAUUGCAUGGGAUGAUUUAGAAGACUGCACCGGAAAAGAGAGCGACUCACUGAGGUCACAGGUAAAUGGAUGUGAUGGAGGUGAGCGAGACUUUGGGGACUUUGCAUUGGAUUUUGUGGCAGAUUCUCCGGCCACUCUCGAGAGCAGCCUGUACCCUGCAGAGCUGGUCCCCUUUCAGGGCUGCGACAUACCUCCCCUCACCCCUCAGCAUGUCUUCUCUCCAGAGGAAGGCUUCACGCUUCCCAAUUCCUCCUGCACACAUGACCAGGAUGGUUUACUAUGGACGAGUUUCAGUUCAUGUCAAGCCCGGAUGGGAGGUGCUAUGGAGGCCAAUAAGCAUCCCAAUUUCCCGCAGGUGCCUGAGACUUUGCGCAAAAGACAAAGUGACCCAUCUGAGGAGAAGAACCUACACCUGAGGCAGCUUGCGUGCCAAGCAAAGCUCCUCGCGUCUGUGCUGGAGAAACUAAUGGCAGACAGGGAGCCAGAUACCAGCGAACCGGCAAGGCCUUGCGGCGAUAAAUCCACAAGUCCCCGCAAGAGGCAGCGACUGGACGACGGCUGGGGGUCCCCUGACUUGGUGGAGGAGAUCUUGAAAGACGUCAGCAAGCGCUGCGAUGCCGUGUUGCACACGAAUGCCCGUGGGAGCGUGCCACGGUGGGACAAAGACACGAUCCCCAUGUACGGGGCAUUCUCUGGCCUGCAGACCUCCAUAUGCAAUGACGGCAGCAGCAACGCAGAAGAGGAUGCGUCGUCUUUCUGUACUUCUGUUAAAGAGCACUGCACAAUAAGAACACGUGUGUUCCCUCAGGGCCGGGCUUUCACCUCAGGCACCCAUCUUGGUGGGUUUCGCUUCCGCUGGGUUCCCAACCACAAUUAAGAGCCCCAGAAAAA